GAACCAGUAGAUGCGGAUGCAGUUUCCGGACGAGUCAUAUUGCAGAAGACACAUGGUCCGAACCAUUACUGAUAGUUUUGGAGGGGGAGUUGAGUUUGAUCUGCACACGAGAGUAGUGUAAACACCGCCAACACUUAUGAAGUGUCCCUUCUAAUAUUGUAAUACAAAUUACAUUAAGCUAUGGUAACUUUACAGACUUUUCUCGUUCCCUGGAGUACAUUGGAAUAACCCUUCUCAGGGUUAGCGGUGCUCGGGUCCGGUAACAACAUGGCGGUGUCCGUGAGGGGCUCCUUUGGGCAGGGGUAGUGUUUGGUGUCCCUGUCUUGCGUGAUAUUGACAAACUGAAGCUUUCCUGCACCACUGGACUUAAGGAAGAGUGUACUCGUAGGCGGACAGCUUUAGUGGCCGGCCGGCCGCUCUCAUCCCCCAUAAGGAGCAGAGUCCUUUGUACUGACCAGGAUGAGCAACAUCUACAUCCAGGAGCCUCCCACGAAUGGGAAGGUUUUAUUGAAAACUACAGCUGGAGAUAUUGACAUAGAGUUGUGGUCCAAAGAAGCUCCUAAAGCUUGCAGAAAUUUUAUCCAACUUUGUUUGGAAGCUUAUUAUGACAAUACCAUUUUUCAUAGAGUUGUGCCUGGUUUCAUAGUCCAAGGCGGAGAUCCUACUGGCACAGGGAGUGGUGGAGAGUCUAUCUAUGGAGCGCCAUUCAAAGAUGAAUUUCAUUCACGGUUGCGUUUUAAUCGGAGAGGACUGGUUGCCAUGGCAAAUGCUGGUUCUCAUGAUAAUGGCAGCCAGUUCUUCUUCACACUGGGUCGAGCAGAUGAACUUAACAAUAAGCAUACCAUCUUUGGAAAGGUUACAGGGGAUACAGUAUAUAACAUGUUGCGACUGUCAGAAGUAGACAUUGAUGAUGACGAAAGACCACAUAAUCCACACAAAAUAAAAAGCUGUGAGGUUUUGUUUAAUCCUUUUGAUGACAUCAUUCCAAGGGAAAUUAAAAGGCCGAAAAAAGAGAAACCAGAGGAGGAAGUAAAGAAAUUGAAACCCAAAGGCACAAAAAAUUUUAGCUUACUUUCAUUUGGAGAGGAAGCUGAGGAAGAAGAGGAGGAAGUAAAUCGAGUUAGUCAGAGCAUGAAGGGCAAAAGCAAAAGUAGUCAUGACUUGCUUAAGGAUGAUCCACAUCUCAGUUCUGUUCCAGUUGUAGAAAGUGAAAAAGGUGAUGCAGCAGAUUUAGAUGAUGAUGGAGAAGAUGAAAGUGCAGAGCAUGAUGAAUAUAUUGAUGGUGAUGAAAAGAACCUGAUGAGAGAAAGAAUUGCCAAAAAAUUAAAAAAGGACACAAGUGCGAAUGUUAAAUCAGCUGGAGAAGAAGUGGAGAAGAAAUCAGUCAGCCGCAGCCCACCUUCUCUAUGCCUGUAUCUUGACUACUGGAUACAGCUCAGCAGAAUCACACAGGCAUAUACAAGCUGGUAUUAUUAUGGAUUUCUAGAUUCCAGCCUCAGCUGUGUCUCCAGUGCUUCCUUAUUACUCACUCGCCACAAUGUUUACUUCACACUUCAAACUCACUCACUGAACGGAUCACCUGGCUGCUUGUUUUUUUAUGAAAUGACAGUAAAUUUCUUCAACCCGUAUUUCUUUCUCUUCCCCGCUUCGAGAGUAAAAACUAACAAAACCAUUCCAUUUUAUUUCCUGUCCCUACUUCCUUCCUAUUUAUUUCUAAAUACAUAUCAUCUAGCUUCUCACCUACCACUGCACUGAAACUACUUCCACUAAGGCCAUCUAGUUGAUAAUCGACUGGCUACUUUCCAUUUUUUUUUCUUGGUCUUCCUGCUCUGGAGAUUUUUGUCUCUUUUCUCUUGAGACUAAUCUCUCUCAAGAACCUUACUAUUUAAAGUGUGAUCUGUGAAGCAGUAGCAUUAGUAUCACUUGGGAACUUGUUAGAAAUACUGAGUCUCAGGCCCUGUCCUACACAUUUUUAAUUAGAAUCUGCAUUCUAACAAGAUCCCCAGGUGAUUUUUGUGUGCAUUAGUUUGAGAAGCAGUCCUGUAGAAUAUUAAUUUUUAUCCCUACUGCUCCUGGACGAGUUCAAGUUUGUAUCAUGUUAGUUCCAAGGUCAGCAAGUUGUCAGCAAGUUGGUACUAUAUUCCCUGACUCCUUAGUGCAAACCUAUGUGCACCCUUUUCACACUCCUGUAAUAUUAGGUUACAUAUACAUUUUUUCUUCUUUGUGUAUCCUUAUACUGUAACUUUCUUGAAGGUAGUGAUCAUAUCCGUUUACAUUUGUAUCUCCAUGUUCAAACAGCAUAGGUACCCAAAUAUUUUUGUAAAUACAUGAACAAAAAAUGAAUAAAUUCUUCUUUGGCAAAUCAC
This is a messenger RNA of Pan troglodytes (chimpanzee), 2366 nucleotides long. It is a transcript of the gene CWC27, whose product is annotated as CWC27 spliceosome associated cyclophilin. Gene Ontology annotation, molecular function: peptidyl-prolyl cis-trans isomerase activity. The transcript is spliced from 11 exons. NCBI's taxonomy places the organism in Eukaryota, Metazoa, Chordata, Mammalia, Primates, Hominidae. Bases 460 to 1755 code for a protein of 431 amino acids. Gene Ontology annotation, cellular component: catalytic step 2 spliceosome. Gene Ontology annotation, biological process: protein folding; protein peptidyl-prolyl isomerization. The record is from RefSeq and is a predicted model, not a curated record.